Molecule: messenger RNA, 1323 nt
Organism: Bursaphelenchus xylophilus (pine wood nematode)
Lineage: Eukaryota; Metazoa; Nematoda; Chromadorea; Rhabditida; Aphelenchoididae
Source: the annotation of a GenBank genome assembly
AUGAAUGAAGGAUUGAAGAAAUUUGAGUGUGGAGCGGUGGAAAUCAAGAACAAAAUCAUCGCCGUCAUCAUCACCACCAGCGCCGAGGAGGCCCGAAAAGACAACAAAGUGCGUUUUUUAGGUAUCAAACCGAAGAAAAUUCGGAAAAAAUCAAAUUUUUCGACAAAAUUUUGACUUGAAAUUGUAAAAUACGCUUUCCUCAAAGUAUGUUGCAUAUUUUCAGUACUCGUUUGACCUGAAUUGGUGGCAGGAAACACCGGAUAACCUCGAUGUUUGCAAAGGAAAUGAGACGGACCUGGGUGGAGAAAUUAUCCCUGCCAAAUACUCAUCCACAUACUGCCCACACGACCUCUCGAAAUGCGAGAAACGCGAAAAGAAUGAGAGCUAUUACAUCCAAGGACAGGUAAGAGAUGAAUUUGAUGAAAAUGGGGUCUAGUAUGAUAUAUUGUUUGCUUGUUUUGAUGGAGAUUUUGGUUUUUAUAGAAAGUAGGAGGGCUGAUUUGAUAUUCUAGAGAAAAAAUUUUGGGUUUGAGAUUGAAAAACAUGUAAUUUUGAUCAAUUUUUGUCUAGUGUAAUAUAAUUUUUGUCAAAUUUGAAGGAGAUUUUGAUUGUUAUGGAAAGUAUGAUAGCUGUUUUGAUAACCUAGAGAAAAAAAUGUGAAUUUGAGAUUGGGAAAACGUGCAAUUUUGAAGAGUUUUUGUCUAGGGUAAUAUAAUUUUUGUCAAAUUUGAUGGAAAUUUGGGUUGGAAGAGAAAGUUUGAGGGCUGAUUUGAUAACCGAGAGAGAAAGCCGUGGGUUGGAAGUCAAAAAUCUCGUAUUUUUGUGCGGUUUUUAUCUAGUGUAAUAUAAAUUUUGUCAAAUUUGAUGUAAAUUUUGUUUGAAUUUGGUAUAAUGGUCCCGCAUUCGAGCUUAGAUUGGAAAAUUUGUCAGUUGAAACUUGAAAAAAAGGGAAUCUUGCUAUUUUUGCCUGGUGUAAUAUCCAAAAUUUGAAGAAUGCGAUUAUUUAAGUGUUUAUUUGUAUGCAGAGUGUAUAUUUUUGAUGGAACGGUUUUUUUAAGAGAUUUUUUAAAUGUAGGCCAAAUUUAUUCGGUCGUAUUUUACCCAAAAAUUACCUAAAAAUCGUUUCAGGUUCGAGCCAUCAAGGAAGCGGGCGCCGCCGCCGCCCUUUUCAUCCUCGAGCUAGAGGCCUCGAGAAAGGGACUCCGAGCGAUUUCCACGGCAAAAACUCCUGCUUGCACUGGCGGUGGGCUGCAUUUUGUUGGGAUGCGUUUGGUUGGUCGAGAAGGGCAAAGUAAUGUAAAUUUUGGGAAAGUUUUGGGGUAA